Molecule: messenger RNA, 3981 nt
Organism: Cloeon dipterum
Lineage: Eukaryota; Metazoa; Arthropoda; Insecta; Ephemeroptera; Baetidae
Exons: 20
Coding region: 93-3863 (1256 amino acids)
Source: RefSeq, a predicted model, not a curated record
UUGCAGUCGCAGCUGAGCGCUCACGUCAGACAAAUAUGUUGUCUUCCUCAUUUUUACGCAUCCGUUGAUAAUCAAACUACAUCAUCCUUGAAAUGGAGGUAUCUGUGAAAAAUAGACGUUAUGUUGAUGAUUUUUUUACUAAAGAAGAAUUUGAGUAUCUUCAAGCAAACCGACAGCUCUGUAAAGAGCUAAUCGCCAAGCAGGAUAUUAAGUUUUGGACCCGUCAGCUGAUUUCGUUCAGACAAGAAGUAAAAGGAGUGCUUGGUCAAGUGUACUUUUCGCAGUGCUCAGACUAUGUUUUCGUCCAUGGUUUACGAAACCUGGCUGCAGGCAAAAAAGGGGUGGGCAAAUUCCUCGCGCUGCUCUGCGCCAGCUUCACCUUGAAGCCACUCAGAUCAUAUGUCCCAAUGAUCGAAGAUUUCCUAGAUGCUCAAAAAUACAGUGAGCGAGCUAGUUUGAAGAAGACCAUCAAGGAAUUGUUCCCACCGCAGCACAUAAAAGAUUGCGAUGAAGUAUCUGAAGGUCUCUGCAGCAAAACUGCUGUUGACAUUUUAAGAUGCGAGAUGCGCCAAAUUUUGUGUGUCUAUCUGAGGGUUGCUGGCUUCGUAACGCAAUUGCUGCAGCAGCUGGCUGAAAAGCGGCCCUUGCCAGAGUGGGAAAUGCCAGCUAAGUGGCGCAGUGAAGAUUACCUCCCUGAUGACCUGGAGGAUUACUUGCGGGAGAAAUGGAAGAAAGACCUGGCCAGUUCAGUCCUGCAGGUCCCGUUGAAAGAGGUCGCGUGGUGGAACAAGAAAAAGCAGCCACGAGAGAGGGAUUACAAACUUGACCUGUCCAAGUGCAAGAUGAGCAGCAUGGAGUUGCUUAGUUGGAAGCCAAUUCCUUAUUACACGCUACCAGUUCUGGAAUGUUAUUUUGUUGGACCCCUCAUUGAGAUUCUCCUAAAGCACAACAAAAAGGGCCAUCCUUUUAAAGCGCCGGCAUGUGACCUUGCAAAGAUUAGAUUUAGUUGCGUCCAGUUAGCUGUUCCUCCUAUUUUGGCUCUGAAGUACCACGAGAGAAACAUCCAAGGACUACACAGCAUGAAGAUUUCUGCGUGGUUCGCCUCAUGGUGCACUGUGGUUCCCGUUAGGAAUGUAAUGAACCAUCUGUUGGCGUCUUCAAAAGACGUCAAUGCGGAGGAAAAGAAGCAACUGGUGGCCACAGGUCAUACUCUGUUAAAUUGGAACUGCAAUGAGGCUUUGCUGCCUGAAGACCAAAUAUCAGACGCAAUUGCUUUCCUCACUUGUAAAGAUGUGCUCAGUCAAUUCCUGACUAAUUACACAAUCAGGCAGCAAUGGUUUGUUGUAGCCCUCUUUUCUAUUCUCAAGAUUGAAAGGGAGACCAUCCCCCUGCAAGUGUGGCCACUGCCUGUCGAACACAUUGAACCUGUCAAAGAAGUACUCACGACUGUCAAGAUGGUGAAGGAACUGACUCUGCUUGGUCUCUACUGCCACGAGAAUGACAUGUACGCAGAAAUGCGGGAAUUUACUGGCAAAUUCCAAGCAAUGAUUUCAAUUUGCUUGAAAGCAUUUACUGAAAAAGACUACAGUAGUCUUCGUUGUCUCAAGACUGAAUGCUUCAAAGAGUUCAGUUUUAAAGGACAAUAUGUUAACCCCGCGUACUUUGAACUGGACGAAAACAUAAGUUGCUAUUACUCUGGGCACCCAUGGAAUUUUGAGUACUACAAGAGCCCUUCACAGAAAAAAGAUCCAUCUAAUAAAAUUCAUGAUCCAAUUGGCUUGGCGGAAUGCAGUUACAACUUUUGGAAGGAUCCUCCGUUGCUUGAAAACGGCGCCCAGAUGCCACUCUUCAAAGGAUUACUUGGAAGUGAUGCUUACGCACUGGUUAGGAAUAAUUCGUGGAACAAGAAAGGGAAAUUCGUCAAAGAAGUGGUUUCUGCAAUGGCCUGCAUGGGGAACAUUAUUCCUGCGACUGAACGUAGCAGAGUGGUCAACCUUGAAUUGGCGAGUGGCAAAUUUGAUAAGCCUCUGUCAGCAAUGAAAGGAGGAGAUUAUGCCAAAAUGGAUAUCAUUGGUAGAAUUGGAUGCCACUGUCUUCUUCUGCUGAACUGCACAAACACUUUCAAAGCACCUGACCAAGUGCUUUCUGAGUCAGCUGCGAAGACUUUGGUUGGAAGUUUGGUCUAUCUGGCUUAUGAAAUGUUCGAGAUGAAUCAUCUUCUCAGAUUGGGUAUUUUACUUGGAGUUGUUUGCGACUUUGAACCAGUUUGGCCUCUGAAAGCCGAAGGGAGAGAUUUCACUCACCUUUUGACGUUCAUAAGAGUCACCAAGAAGGCAGAAUUGUCCAGACUAGAUGAUAAGUCAAUAGAAAAAGAAGAGUUUCUUAAAACAGAAGGUCCCAAGGAGUUCGAGUGUGGUGUAGGUGUCUGUGGCUCGUGGCUUCGGGAGCAACUGUCACUCCAAUUGAACUCCAUUUGGUCGAGCAAUGGAAAUGCUGCAGCCGCGCAGUGGACACCACUCCUACACUACCUCUACCCCUGCUACAUUCAUCUUUAUGAGGAACAGCCCCCAAUUGAAGAAUGCCUAGGCUUAUUCUUUGUUCUCAUUCACCAGCUCAUGUCAAGCCACAAGGACAUUCUCAAGGAAAAUGUCUGCACUAGAGAUGUCAAAAUGAUUGAAUUGCAGAUCAACAUGACUGCAAUGCAUAAUAAGAUUCUGCAAGUGAUGAACUCUACAAUUGAUCAGAUGAAUGGGGCUCUGAGUCACAAACUGGCUGAAAUUUUCUUGAGCACAAACUGGUGUUUUGAUAAUUCAUCAAAUAAUGAACUCAGCAAAACUCUUGUGACUAAGGCUAUGAAUAAUUACUCUAAUUUGUGGCGACUUCACUACAACAUGCUGACCACGUUACUGUUGAAACUGACUGGAAUCAACAUUGUUUAUGACAAAGACUACAUUUUUAAAACGCGAGCCCCUGCUCUAUCCAAACCAUUCGAGGCUCUGUUCAUGGUUCACCGAGCAGUUGAUCAAAUGUAUUGUGCUCUCAGGCAUGAGGUUCCUGUAAAUCGAACAGCAGAGUUUAAGGUAGCAAUGUUUGAGGUGUCCACUAUUGAGACCACAUUGCACCCAUUGCGCAGUUACUUUUACUACAAUCUGUCCAGGUUUUCUCGCUGUGACGUGGAUGAGGUCAUGUUCCUUUACACCUGCAGCAAAGAUUUCUGGACGUUUUGGCAAGCGUUGUGUAACGCACGGCGUCUGAUUUCCCAGGAAAUGGCCGCCAUGGCUUCAAUAAAGCUGCCAAAUGACAGCUUUGGAAAAUGUGUUGCUGCCUUUAUCAGAGGAGAUUUUGAAAAGACAAAUUUGCUGAUCAAACCAAUCAUUCCGUUUGUUCUUCUUGCUGAUGAUGUUUCUGAGAUCUACAAGAUGGCUACUGACAUGACCGUGGAGUUUCCGUUGAUGGAAAAUGGUCAGCAGGUGGUUAAUGAGGAAGACCUCUCUAGUUUAAGGGACUGCAAAUUUUGGACCUCUUCCAGCAGUGAUGGUGGCAAAAAGAAACCAGUUAAGGCCAAGAAAAGCUUUAAGCCUCCUAAGGAGGUUAUCGAAGCCCUGCGAGAGGCACAAAAACAGCAAAGUAAAGCCCUGCAAGAGGCACAAAAACCGCAAAAAGAAAUUGAAGAGCACACUUGCAACACGUGCAAGAAAUGUGUCAACAAAAAGUUCUUAACUUGUGGAGAAUGCAUUAAAACUGGGUUCCCAAAUGUUAACUAUUACUGCUCCAAAUCUUGUCAGACUGCCGCUUGGGAAACUUUCCAUGAAGAAGAACAUUUGAUUUCUGAGCUGGAAAAGAGUUUUAACAGUAUGAAUUAAACUCUCUACUGAAAUUAAGCUUAUAGCAUCAGUGGUGAUUCCUUCAUACUGUACAAAAAUAAAGCAUCUCAUAUUUUUUUGUGAGGUUAUCUCUAUAAAUUAAUAGAUGCACAAUUUA